Molecule: messenger RNA, 714 nt
Organism: Verticillium dahliae VdLs.17
Lineage: Eukaryota; Fungi; Ascomycota; Sordariomycetes; Glomerellales; Plectosphaerellaceae
Exons: 3
Coding region: 1-525 (174 amino acids)
Source: RefSeq, a predicted model, not a curated record
AUGGCCGGGUCACUACAAAAGUACCCUUCGCCGCUCAGCGGCUUUGAGGACGCCGCGCCUCUCCCAACAGACUUGGGCGAAGAUGGAAAAAGCUUUGUGAACCCUCCACGAGAGGGCCUCAGCGACAGCUACGAGAAAUUCACUGCACCUUUGGAUAAUGGGAGGAGAGGUGGCUUCGAUAUUCACAUUUACCAUUUCCAGAACAACCCCGCGCAGGUGAAGUAUGCAAAGGACCUGUGGGAGCGCAUCAGGAGAGAGUUCCCCGAGCUUCGAGUGUACCGCUUCUGGGACAAGCCUAUUGGUCCUCACCCUGUUGCUAUGUUCGAGGUCAACCUGUUCACGCCGGCUCAAUUUGGCGCAUUCAUCCCGUGGCUUGCUAUCUACAGAGGUCCCUUGUCAGCACUUGUGCAUCCCAACACUGACGAGGAGGGGAACCAGGCAGCCGUUGAGCUGAGGAACCACACGGAGCGGGCCAUUUGGCUCGGAGAGAGGAUCCCCCUUGACUUGGCUGGCUUUCAACACUGAGUCGAUGACAAAUUCUUAUCAUCUAUUUAAUAAUUUCAAUGCCCGAUGCGCCAGUUGUUCAUUAUUUGUUGUGCUUUGGCCGGUGUCGCGUCAUACAGUAUCGAGCCCCUCAAAGUUGCGAUAUGCAGCUCACCUAGCACGUCAUUAAAUCCGACAUCACGCCGAAACAGGCGGGCAAUUUGCAAUCGU